This is a messenger RNA of Rubroshorea leprosula, 1857 nucleotides long. NCBI's taxonomy places the organism in Eukaryota, Viridiplantae, Streptophyta, Magnoliopsida, Malvales, Dipterocarpaceae. The record is from the annotation of a GenBank genome assembly.
GCAUGGGAGAGGUUUAAAGAAUUACAAAACUUGUGUCCACAUCAUGGGUAUGAAACUUGGAGGUUGGUUAGUUAUUUCUAUGAGGGUUUAACUAGUACGGAGCGUCAAUUCAUAGAGAUGAUGUGUAAUGGGGAAUUUUUGCAUAAGGACCUAGAAGAAGCCAUAGAUUAUUUAAAUGAGUUAGCUGAAAAAGCUCACACUUGGACAGGACCUAGUGCCACCGAUAGUACUAGUAGGUCACGAUCACUUGGGAUUUACCAACUUAAGGAGGAAGAUAAUCUUAGAGCCCAAUUGAAAGCUACAAGUAGGGAACUUGAGACGUUAAAAAUGAAAAAUAAUAGAGUCACCCACACAGUUGAAAGGGUAGAAGCUCAGGCUCCAUGUUUUGUUUGUGGGGGAUUGGAUCAUUUAGCUCAAGAUUGCCUAACCUUUGGUGAGAUGAGAGGGGUUUAUGAAGAACAAUGUAAUGCAUUAGGAAUGAAAUCUACCUUUAAUUUGGAGAACAUUCAAGGGGUCAAUGCAAUCACUACUCGUACUGGUAAGGUUAUAGAGCCAUUGCAAAAAUCAUCUAAAUUGAAGGAUACUACUCCAAGUAGCCGUGAAGAUGACCUGUUGGAAGAACCUAAGAAGGAGGUCCCAAUUCGAGUUCCUUUCCCUCGAGCUCUUAAAAUUGGAAAGAUUUCAAACAACCAAGGUACCAACUUAUGCCAAAGUGAUCAAGGAUCUAUGCACCAUAAAAAGGAAACACCAUGUCAAGAAAACUGCAUUCUUGACAGAACAGAUACCCAAUCUGAAGUUAACAGUGAGUCAAAGAUUCCACUUAUUUUAGGAAGGCCAUUUCUUGCUACUGCUAAUGCUCUUAUUAAUUGUAGGAAUGGUUUGAUGAAACUUUCAUUUGGGAAUAUGACUCUUGAGGUGAAUAUUUUUCAUGUUGGGAAGCAACUAUAUGAUGAUGAUGAAUGUUAUCAAACCUACAUGAUAGAUUCACUAGUUGAGGAAGUAUAUGAGAGGGAAAAUUCUGAAUCUUUAGAAUACCUCCUUGGUGACUCUGAUUUAGAUGAUGACUUUUUGAAUGAUCAUUCUAAUGUUUCCUCUAUUUCUAAUGCUAGGCAGGAUAAACGCAGAAAAUUUUUAGAGCCAAGCUUUGCGGAGUUGCUAUAUGAUAGGAAACAUUUGAAGCCAUUUUCAAUGGAGAUGCCACCUUGUGAAGGAUUGAAGCAUGCAUUCUUGGGAGAGUCUUCCAAAUUAUUGGACAAUGGUUGAGACAUUAUAUGGAGCGAGUAGACCAACCUGAGGAGAUCAUUCUUUCGGCUCCCAUCUACGAUGCUUAAUCAGGUUUUAUCUUUCCAUACUAUCAUUUGUUUUUCUUAUUUUCUUUUAGUAGUUUUUCUUUUCUUAGUUUUUUUUUAGGUUUCCUUCCCUAGUUAUUACAUUUUAGGGUUGCCUUUGUUUCUUUUAUGCCAAUGAGGACACUUUCUCAUUUAGAAAAAAAAAAAGUUCAAAAAAAAAAAAAAGAAUGAAAAAGAAAAAAAACCAGAAAAAAAGAAGAAGAAAAAAAAAAUUCUACCAAAUAAAGUCCUCCAUCAAUUUAGAAGACAAACUUUCUUUUGAGGGAACAGUUUUUCUCACUAGGCUCUACUUGUAUUGCUCUCAUAUUUGAUUGAUUAAAAUCCUGAAAUUGGUUGGAGUACGAGUAGUGGAAUUUUGAAUAGCUAACUAGCCUUUCUUCUAAUUAAUGUUUGUUUGUUUGAUUGUCCGUUAAAUUUUGCCUUUUCCUUUGAGUGAUUUGCUACUUUCCAACUCCAUGAGAGAAGUCCUUUGCCUUAAACAGUUAUUAACCCGUGAGGAUAUGGAGUU